UGUCUUUUUUUGAGACAGUGUCUGUCCGAGCAGAAUGUUGGACCCGUCUUCCAGCGAGGACGAAGGAGACGAGAUGCUGGAGGUGGAGCGCCGGGAGGCGGCGGCGCCGAGGACUCCGACGGGAAGACGCCUGUCCCCGGCUCCAGGCGCCGACAGCGGCCGCAGACAGCAGCCCCAGGGCGGCGGCGGCUGCCGGCCCUCCAGCCCGAGUCCGUCUGUGGGCAGCGACAAGGAGAAGGAGGACCUGGAGAAGAUCCAGAGGGACGAGGAAGAGCGCAAGAAGAGACUCCAGCUCUACGUCUUCGUCAUGCGCUGCAUCGCUUAUCCCUUCAACGCUAAACAGCCCACAGACAUGGCCCGGAGACAGCAGAAGAUCAAUAAGCAGCAGCUGCAGACUGUCAAGGAGCGUUUCCAGGCCUUCCUUAACGGUGAAACCCAGAUCGUUGCCGACGAGGCCUUCAUCAACGCUGUCCAGAGCUACUACGAGGUCUUCCUGAAAAGUGAUCGUGUGUGUCGGAUGGUGCAAAGUGGUGGCUGCUCAUCCAGUGACUCUCGGGAGGUUUUUAAGAAGCACAUCGAGAAGCGGGUGCGCAGCCUGCCGGAGAUCGACGGCCUGAGCAAGGAGACGGUGCUGAGCUCAUGGAUGGCCAAGUUUGACACCAUCUACAGAGGUGAAGAGGAUCCCAGGAAGCACCAGCAGAGACUGACGGCCAGUGCCGCCUCUGAGCUCAUCCUCAGCAAGGACCAGCUCUACGAGAUGUUCCAGCAGAUCCUGGGCAUAAAGAAGUUUGAGCACCAGCUCCUCUACAACGCCUGCCAGCUGGACAACCCCGACGAGCAGGCGGCGCAGAUCAGGAGAGAGCUGGAUGGACGACUGCAAAUGGCCGAACAGAUUGCUCGGGGUGGAAGGUUUCCGCGGUUUGCCUCCAGAGAGAUGGAAGCCAUGUACAUUGAUGAGCUGCGAUCGUCGGUCAACCUGCUGAUGGCCAACCUGGAGAGCAUGCCAGUCUCCAAGGGAGGAGACUUCAAACUGCAGAAACUCAAACGAGGCCACAACACCUCCAUCAUGGACAUGGGCCAAGAAGACGAGAACAUCCUGCUGAAGUCCGACGUCGUUCUUUCCUUCACUCUGGAGGUGGUGAUCAUGGAGGUCCACGGUCUGAAGUCUCUGGCUCCAAACAGGAUUGUGUACUGCACCAUGGAGGUGGAGGGAGGACACAAGCUACAGACGGACCAGGCUGAGGCCUCCAAGCCCACGUGGGGGACACAGGGAGACUUCACCACCACCCAGCCCCUCCCAGCCGUCAAGGUCAAACUGUUCACCGAGAGCACAGGAGUGCUGGCUCUGGAAGACAAGGAACUGGGACGAGUUGUCCUCCAUCCAACUCCUAACAGUCCCAAGCAGUGUGAGCUCCACAAGAUGACUGUGUCCAAAGGCUGUUCAGACAGUGACCUCAAGAUCAAGCUGGCCAUUCGUAUGGACAAACCACAGAACAUGAAGCAUUGUGGGUAUUUGUGGGCGAUCGGCAAGAACGUGUGGAAGAGAUGGAAGAAGAGAUUCUUCGUCCUGGUUCAGGUGAGCCAGUACACAUUCGCUAUGUGCAACUACAGAGAGAAGAAGGCGGAGCCUGUGGAGCUCCUGCAGUUGGAUGGCUACACUGUGGACUACACGGACCCCCAGUCGGGUCUCGACGGUGGUCGGACCUUCUUCAAUGCUGUUAAAGAAGGCGACACUGUGAUCUUUGCCAGUGACGACGAGCAGGACCGGAUCCUGUGGGUGCAGGCCAUGUACCGGGCCACCGGACAGUCGCACAAACCCGUCCCUCCCACACAGGUCCAGAAACUCAACUCCAGGGGGGGCACGGCGCCACAGCUGGAUGCACCCAUAUCUCAGUUCUAUGCUGAUCGCGCACAGAAGCACGGCAUGGACGAGUUCAUUUCAGCCCACCCCUGUAAUUUUGACCACGCCUCCCUGUUUGAGCUGGUACAGCACCUCACUCUGGACCACAGACUCAGCGACUCCUACUCGUGCCUGGGCUGGUUCAGUCCCGGUCAGGUCUUUGUCUUAGACGAGUAUUGCGCUCGUUAUGGAGUUCGAGGCUGCCAUCGGCAUUUGUGCUACCUGAGCGACUUGUUGGAGAGGGCGGAGAAUGGUGCCAUGAUUGACCCCACCCUUCUGCAUUACAGCUUUGCCUUCUGUGCCUCCCACGUGCAUGGAAACAGGCCAGAUGGUAUUGGCACCGUGACACUGGAGGAGAAGGAACGCUUUGACGAGAUCAAGGAGAGGCUUCGGAUUCUCCUGGAAAACCAGAUUACACACUUCAGGUAUUGCUUCCCAUUCGGACGGCCAGAGGGGGCGCUCAAAGCAACACUAUCAUUGCUUGAAAGGGUGCUGAUGAAAGACAUUGUUACUCCGGUGCCACAAGAGGACGUCAAGGCUGUGAUCCGUAGGUGUCUGGAGCAGGCGGCACUCGUCAACUACCAGCGGCUGUCAGAGUACGCAAAGCUGGAAGGGAAAAAGAGAGAGAUGUACGAGCAUCCCGUCUUCUGUUUGGCAUCUCAAGUGAUGGAUUUGACCAUUCAGAAUGUAGGGCGGUUAGUCACCCCCGCCAAGAAGCUGGAGGACACCAUCCGGCUCGCCGAGCUCGUCAUCGAAGUUCUUCAGCAGAAUGAGGAGCAUCAUGCUGAGGGAUCAGAGGCCUUUGCGUGGUGGUCCGACCUGAUGAUGGAGCACGCUGAGACCUUCCUCUCUCUCUACUCCGUCGACAUGAAUGCGGCACUUGAGGUGCAGCCGCCCGACGGCUGGGACAGCUUCCCUCUCUUCCAGCUGCUCAAUGACUUCCUGAGGGUUGACUACACCCUGUGCAACGGGAAGUUCCAUAAACACCUGCAGGACCUGUAUGCCCCGCUGGUGGUGCGGUACGUGGACCUGAUGGAGUCCUCCAUUGCUCAGUCCAUCCACAGAGGCUUUGAGAGGGAAUCCUGGGAACCUGUCAAUAAUGGCUCUGGGACUUCUGAGGAUCUCUUCUGGAAGUUGGAUGCCCUGCAGACGUUCAUAAGAGACCUUCACUGGCCAGAGGAGGAGUUUGGCAAACACCUGGAGACCCGGUUGAAGCUGAUGUCCAGUGACAUGAUUGAAUCAUGCAUAAAGAGGACGCGGACGGCCUUCGAGGCCAAGCUUCAGAAGAGCAGCCGGACCACAGACUUCCGGGUGCCACAAUCCAUCUGCACCAUGUUCAACGUCAUGGUGGAUGCCAAAGCUCAGUCCGCCAAGCUGUGUGCCGUGGACCUGGGUCAGGAGAGGCAGUACCAUUCACAGAUUGACCAUCUGAUUGAGGACAUGGUGAAAGAGAUGACAACCCUGCUGGUGGCAAAGUUUGUGGUCAUUUUAGAGAGUGUCUUAGCCAAACUCUCCAGAUAUGAUGAAGGGACGCUCUUCUCCUCCUUCCUAUCUUUCACAGUGAAAGCUGCCUCAAAGUAUGUGGACGUACCUAAGCCGGGCAUGGACGUGGCUGAUGGGUACGUGACCUUUGUUCGACAUUCCCAGGACAUGCUGCGGGAGAAGAUCAAUGAGGAGGUCUACGUGGAGAGAUUAUUUGAUCAAUGGUACACCAGCACGAUGAACCUUCUGGGGACCUGGCUGACUGACCGCAUGGACCUACAGCCAGUCUAUCAGCUGAAGAUCCUGAUCCGGAUUGUUAAGAAGAAGUACAGAGACUUCCGUCUCCAGGCGGUGUUGGACUCCACAUUAAACAGUAAGAUGUACGAAACAGUGAAAAACCGUCUGACACUGGAAGAAGCUACCGCCUCAGUGAGGGAUGGCGGGAUGCAGGGAGUCUCCAUGAAGGACAGUGAGGAGGAGGACGAUGGGAACUAGAGGAGGAGCUCUGCAUAGGACGGUCCACUAACCCUUUGGCCAGAUGUCUCCUUUCCUCCAUCCUUCACUUUUUAGUUUCACAUUUC
Thalassophryne amazonica is the source of this 3963-nucleotide messenger RNA. RefSeq names its product calcium-dependent secretion activator 1-like. Gene Ontology annotation, biological process: positive regulation of exocytosis; synaptic vesicle exocytosis; dense core granule exocytosis. Gene Ontology annotation, cellular component: glutamatergic synapse. The record is from RefSeq and is a predicted model, not a curated record. Lineage: Eukaryota; Metazoa; Chordata; Actinopteri; Batrachoidiformes; Batrachoididae.